This is a messenger RNA of Syngnathus typhle (broad-nosed pipefish), 2628 nucleotides long. RefSeq names its product protocadherin gamma-C5-like. Gene Ontology annotation, molecular function: calcium ion binding. The coding region runs from base 178 to 2628 and encodes 816 amino acids. Gene Ontology annotation, cellular component: plasma membrane. The record is from RefSeq and is a predicted model, not a curated record. The transcript has a single exon. Gene Ontology annotation, biological process: homophilic cell-cell adhesion. Lineage: Eukaryota; Metazoa; Chordata; Actinopteri; Syngnathiformes; Syngnathidae.
AUUGCGCUUCAGCACAGACAGAAAGGAAUCAGCUUGCGUUUUUAACAUUAAAACGAAUUUAAUUCACUACUUUUGCUCGGAUGGCUUGAGAUGUUUUUGUGGAAAUAUCCCCAGUGGAUGGACACAUUGCCGUGAAGAGGAUGUAAAUGAGGAUGUUUGCAUUCUAACGGAGCAAGGAUGACAAAGACAAUAGGAUACAGAGACUGGAGAUGGCAGGCUUUUUUGUGGCAUUUUCUUUUGUGGACUACAGUGGUUGCUCAGACUCGUUACAGAAUCCCAGAGGAGCUCAAACAAGGUUCGGUGGUAGGAAAUCUGGCUAAAGAUCUGUCUUUGAGGCUGUCUGAGAUAUUUGAGCGCAAGCUGCGUGUCGCUGCUGAGGCUGGUAAGCAGUAUUUCAGCGUGGAUGCGGGGAAGGGCGAGCUGCUGGUCAGCGACAGGAUAGACAGAGAGGCUUUAUGCGGACAAAGCGCUAGCUGCGUGCUCCCUCUGCAGGUCGUUCUAGAAAAUCCCUUACAAUUGCAUCGAAUUGAAGUAGAAAUACAAGAUGUCAAUGACAAUGCUCCCAGUUUUGUCAAAAGUGAGCAUGUUAUUGAAAUCUCAGAAUCCACCGUUGUAGGUGUAAAUUUUCCCCUGCAGAAUGCAGAAGACCCUGAUGUUGGGAGCAAUACAGUGAAGACAUACACACUCAGCAAAGAUGAAUGUUUCACAUUGAAAGUUAGAGACAUUGAUAAUGGAAGAAAAAUGCCCGAAUUGGUGUUGAAUAAAUCAUUAGAUCGUGAAAAAAAAUCUGUUCAUAAUUUAAUUCUUACAGCUAUAGAUGGUGGCAAUCCUGUUAAAUCGGGAACUUCAAAAAUUAGAAUAACAGUUCUCGAUGUUAAUGACAAUGUUCCUUUCUUUGAUAAUAAAUUGUAUAAAAUAUCUGUUCAAGAAAAUAGUCCAAAUGGGUCUUUUAUCAUUACAACAAAAGCGACAGACAUAGACAAUGGUCCAAAUGGUGAAGUGGAGUACUCUCUUGGGAUACACGCGCCACCAUCAGUUCUGGCAUUGUUUCAUAUCGACCCCAUUAGUGGAGAUAUCUUAUUAAAAGAUAAUUUGGACCGUGAAAAACAAUCCUCUUAUCGAAUUGACAUUAUUGCAAAAGAUAAAGGUUUACCAAAAAUGGAAGGUCAUUGCAGCGUACAGGUUGAUGUAACAGAUGUAAACGAUAAUGCACCAGAAAUUGUGUUAACUUCUAAACCCAGUUCUGCACCGGAGGACUCUUCAAUUGGGACAGUUGUAGCUUUGCUGAGUGUACGUGACCCUGACUUUGAUAAAAAUGGGGAAGUGACCUUAGAUCUUCCCAAAGGCUUUCCCUUUACUCUUAAACCAUCUUUUUCUAAUAAUUAUGCGCUAGUGACCAGUGGUCCUCUAGACCGAGAGAGUGUGUCUGUGUACAACAUUGAGAUUACAGCCACGGAUGCAGGCUCUCCUCCUCUCUCCAGUAAAAAAAUGAUCGCUGUCAGCGUCACUGAUGUUAAUGACAACUCUCCUCAAUUUUCUCAAAACUCGUAUAAUGUUUAUUUAAAGGAGAACGGAGUAGCAGGCUCUAUAUUGUACUCCGUGUCCGCAAGUGACCCGGAUGCUGGUGAAAACGCCAAAGUGUCGUACUCUAUCGUGGACUCUAAAGUGCAUGGCGUGUCCGUGUCGUCGUACGUCUACUUGAACUCCGAGAACGGCAGCAUCUACAGCAUGCACUCGUUCGACUACGAGAAAGUCAAAGUGUUUCAAGUUGUGGUUGAGGCAAAAGACCAGGGCUCGCCUUCGCUCAGCAGUAGCGCCACUGUCCAUGUUUUCAUCCUGGACCAGAACGACAACGCCCCCGCAGUCAUAUACCCCUCACCCCAUACAGCGUCCCACCUGAGGGUGCCCCGCUCAGCCAAGGCGGGCCACCUGCUCACCAAGGUGACGGCCGUGGAUGCCGACUCGGGCCACAACGCGUGGGUCUCGUACAAAGUGGCAGAGGCCACGGUCGCCUCUCUGUUCACGCUCAAUUCUUACACGGGGGAGGUGAGGACUAAGCGGGCCGUGUCUGAGCAUGACGACUCCUCUCAGAGGCUGAUCGUAGAGGUCAAGGACGACGGGGAACCGGCCCAGUCGGCCACCGUCACGCUGUCCAUCCUGCUGGAGGACGGCGUGAGUGAGCCCGUCUCGGAGCUGAGACACAAGGCGCCCGAUCCCGGCAAGAAAGGCGGCACAAUCACACUUUAUCUGAUUGUGUCUUUAGCCUCGGUGUCCGUGCUGUCUCUGCUCACUUUGCUCGUCUUGGCCGUCAAAUGCAUGAGGGGCAGUGCUACUUGCUGCAUGAGGCAGACACACUCCAACGAGGACAAGAAGCCCAACAGAAAUCUGCAAAUUCAGCUCAACACCGACGGACCUAUCAAGUACGUGGAGGUUCUGGGAGGUGACGUCAUGUCUCAGAGUCACUCCUUCAGGUCGUGCAUGUCUCCCAUGUCGGAGUACAGUGAUUUCACUUUGGUUAAGCCCAGCAGCACCACCGACUUUAAGGAGGUCAUCAGCGUCCUGGACGCUUCUUUACCUGACAGCACCUGGACUUUUGAGAGCCAGCAGGUGAGCACUACUUUUGUUUGA